GAUCAGUAGCCUCUUAUUUUCACUCAAAUCACUUUCGUGUUAGCACGUGUUACCCACAAUGGAAAAUCCCCACUGCGUUUAUAGAUAUUAACUCAACUCCCAACACAAUCAUUGAAAUCAUUUUCUUUACUGAAAACUCUUAACAAUUUUCACAUAUUUGUGUUUUCUUCAGAUAGUGAACAAAAACGAAAGACCAAGUACUUUGAUUUUUAUAACACCUUUAUGUUAUUAAUAUAGAUUUUUAAACUCGUGAAUAAUUGAUAAGGCGUCAUCGUGUUGCUAGUGUGUAUAGAUAUGUUUCUAAUGAACACCCUAUACUUCGUAAUUCUUUUCAAGGUUUAAAAUGGCGGACCAAGCCAUGCAAUCGGUCAACGCUCACACAAGAAAAAUAUUUCAGAACACUGAGCAUGUCAUGAAGGUGACUAUGAGUUUGAUAGAAACGGUGGAAUCCUUGCGACUGAAGCUUAGAAAUAACCCCCCGGAUAAAACGGUCGCCUCGCUAACAGAUCGUUUAGCUGUCUCGAUAGACUUAUAUGAACGUUUUAACACCGAACUUCUUCAAUUUAAAUUUGAUUUGAAGUCUGUCUCAAGUAUUGCGGAGUACUAUGGUAAGAUUCGUGAAAAUGUAGAACAAGAGAGAAACGAGCUGGCGAAAAAGAUCGCUGCGAUGCAAAAGGAGAAGAUCUCUUUUGAAAAAGAAAGAAUGAUUAUUGAAAAAGAGCGAACUAGACUGCUAAGAGAACUGGGCAGUAUAACGAACUUUGAUUAUUUCUCGAGAAAAAUAGAAGAUCAAGAUAGUGAAUGCAUCAGUAAACAGCUAGGGAAGCAAAUAAAAGAGAUUGAAAAGGCUUUGAACAACAGGGAGGCACUGGAAGAUGAGUUGAAGCAGACAAAGAGCAAGCUGAAGAGUAUGGAAUCUCGAAACAAUGAGCUGGAAAAAAAGUUAAGAAGGGCAUCUCAGCAAAGCGAAGGUGAUCGAAGCUCCGUGAAAGAAUCGUGCGAAAACAGCUGUGAUGGCGACGAGAACAGUCAGAGAAAAAUAAAACACGAAAAAGAGACUAAUGAACCAGACGAGGUUGGUCCCAUAUUAGAGGUACUUUAUAUGAUUUUUUCAUUUUUCUGCACUUCUGUUGACGGGAUUGAGAAAAUAUAUUGCUAGCUUGCGCAGUAGUGUGUUUGCUCAGUAACGAGUGCGGUGUGUUUGAGCAGUAGCGAGUUUAGUGUGUUCGUGCAGUAGCGAGUGCGGUGUGUUUGCGCAGUAGCGAAUACAGUGUGUUUGCGCAGUAGCGAGUGUAGUGUGUUUGCGCAGUAGCGAGUGUAGUGUGUUUGCGCAGUAGCGAGUGUAGUGUGUUUGCGCAGUAGCGAGUGUAGUGUGUUUGCGCAGUAGCGAGUGUAGUGUGUCUACGCAGUAGCGAGUGUAGUGUGUUUGGGCAGUAGCGAGUGUAGUGUGUUUGCGCAGUGCGAGUGUAGUGUGUCUGCGCAGUAGCGAGUGUACUGUGUUUGCGCAGUAGCGAGUGUAGUGUGUUUGCGCAGUAGCGGGUGUAGUGUGUUUGCGCAGUAGCGAGUGUAGUGUGUUUGCGCAGUAGCGAGUGUACUGUUUGCGCAGUAGCGAGUGUACUGUGUUUGCACAGUAGCGAGUGUAGUGUGUUUGCGCAGUAGCGAGUGUAGUGUGUUUGCGCAGUAGCGGGUGUAGUGUGUUUGCCCAGUAGCGAGUGUAGUGUGUUUGCGCAGUAGCGAGUGUACUGUGUUUGCGCAGUAGCGAGUGUAGUGUGUUUGCGCAGUAGCGAGUGUAGUGUGUUUGCACAGUAGCGAGUGUAGUGUGUUUGCGCAGUAGCGGGUGUAGUGUGUUUGCGCAGUAGCGAGUGUACUGUGUUUGCGCAGUAGCGAGUGUACUGUGUUUGCACAGUAGAGAGUGUAGUGUGUUUGCACAGUAGCGAGUGUAGUGUGUUUGCGCAGUAGCGAGUGUACUGUGUUUGCGCAGUAGCGAGUGUAGUGUGUUUGCGCAGUAGCGAGUGUAGUGUGUUUGCGCAGUAGCGAGUGUAGUGUGUUUGUGCAUUAGCGAGUGUAGUGUGUUUGCGCAGUAGCGAGUACAGUGUGUUUGCGCAGUAGCGAGUGUAGUGUGUUUGGGCAGUAGCGAGUGUAGUGUGUUUGCGCAGUAGCAAGUGUAGUGUGUUUGCGCAGUAGCGAGUGCAGUGUGUUUGCGCAGUAGCGAGUGUAGUGUGUUUGCGCAGUAGCGAGUGUACUGUGUUUGUGCAGUAGCGAGUGUACUGUGUUUGCGCAGUAGCGAGUGUAGUGUGUUUGCGCAGUAGCGAGUGCAGUGUGUUUGCGCAGUAGCGAGUGUAGUGUGUUUGCGCAGUAGCGAGUGUAGUUUAUUUGCGCAGUGCGAGUGCAGUGUGUUUGCGCAGUAGCGAGUGUAGUGAGUUUGCGCUGUAGCGAGUGUACUGUGUUUGCGCAGUAGCGAGUGUAGUGUGUUUGCGCAGUAGCGAGUGUAGUGUGUUUGCGCAGUAGCGGGUGUAGUGUGUUUGCGCAGUAACGAGUGUACUGUGUUUGCGCAGUAGCUAGUGUAAUGCGUUUGAGCCGUGUGCUAUCCAUUCUUGUGAUCAUUAUCUCAAAUAAUCAUUUGAGAUCGUUAAUCUUGACCUUCACUUUUUCUCCACGGGUAUUCAAUCCUGAGACAUCACGUGACGAAAUCUCUUCACACCGCCUUCUGUCCAGUCGCUCACCGUCGCGUCCCUCGGGAUUCUCACGAAGGUCCCGCACCGCUCCAGUGUCACGUGCUAAGGCGAGAUCCCUUAUAAAGCAAGGAAACCUACUCAGGGCAAAUGAGACUUUGGCCGAGUUCAAUGCCAGAUUACAAGAUGAGCUGUACUCGCUAAAGCAAGAAAACAUUCAUUUGACUAUAAGUGCAAAUGAGGCCCGGUCAGCGAUGUACCACGCUAAGAACCAGUUGUCUGUCAGCAUUCGAGAUCGCGAGGACUUGCGCACCAGGAUUAAUCGCCUGACAAUGCAAAACAGACGGCUAGAGUACGCUCUGCGCGUGCGCGCGGAGAACGAGGUGAACACCAGAAAUCUGCAACACAAGGAAAACGAGCAGAUGCGAUGGAAAGAGAUAGGCCCUAUCCCAGUGUAUGGGGCCUCCAACCGAUACCACCAGAACAAGGAUUCAACCGGACGACGGAAAUGAAAUGCCACAACAUAUUAUUUCACCAUUUAUUGAUACCUGAGGAACAGUUACAUAUCUUAUCCUAUAUCAAAAGGUUUCUAAACAAAAUUUUAAAUUUCAGGUACAUCAGAAAACCGAAUGUAUAAUCAAUAUUAGUGGAGUUAUAUUCUACUGUAAACUAUAAAACCAUCGAAUGGACAAGUCUUUUUUUAAGUCAGCAAAUAAAAUAUAAUUAAUUGAUUUCAUUGAUACAGUUACAUACCUAACAAAUGGUGAUACAAUAGUUUUUUUUCUUUUUAUUAGACCCACUGUUCUAUAUUUCUACAUUGAACCCCUGCAGUCUUGCGCAGAUGUGAAAACUGUUUUGGUGUUAUGUGAAGGAUCCAAUCAUAGAAAUUUAGAACAGUGGUAUUUGAACAUUGUACAAGACAACACAACUAACAAGGAUUGGAUUGGCAAAAAUAAUAGACACUUGAACUAGAUCAACCAAGAUACCAGGAUUUGAUUUAUCUUGACUCCAGGAUUCGAUUUGCCAGGAACCAGGAUUCAAUUUACCAUACAUUGAAGUCAUUAUUGAACAAGCCAACUUUGCAUCUUUCAUUGUUAAUGAGUCUUUGGAGCUGCCUUCUAUUGAAUGUCGCUAUUCUGACUAAGGAAUUGUCAUUAUUAUUCAAUUUAGACACCUUUAUCAGAAAUUGCAAAAGCCAGCUGUUCAAAAUUCAGGCACUACUAACUUUAUUUUGAAGCUGUAAAAGUAUUUAUGCCAAUCCAUUCUUCACCAAACAUUUUCACUACCAUGCAGCCUGUCCAGUAAUGGUAAGGCCCUAUGCUACUGAUAAUGUUUGUAAUGGGUCCAGAGCAAACACUUCCGUUCUUGUUGGUUCUAGAUAAGGUUUGAUGUUUAAAAAUGCUAGAUGAUCCAGGACUUUCUUUCUUUGGCCACAAAAAAAUAAUGCACUAAAUUUUAGGGUCAACUGCAAAGUCUACUGAGUAUCCAAGCAUAGGCUUAAAGGGAUAUGGAAGUGUCAGCUUUAGAAACAAAAGUUUGUAGAUGCAACAAGCAUCUAGAUAUUUCGCAAAACAAGUGAAAACAAACUGAAAACUGUGAACUGUUAAGGAUUUGAAAAAAGGUAAAAAAAAAAAGAUGUUCUUGCUGUUUUUGUAACAGAAUUAAAAGUCUUCAACUACAAGAGGAAAAGAAAACUAAAAAAACGUUUUCAGUUUUGUCUGAACACAACAACAACCCUAGAAAAAAUAUCAUAUGAUUUGAAAAAUAAUACUGACUAGAAAGCAAGAAUGGAGAAUAGAAGUUAGGCUAAACCUGUAUCAAGUUUGUGCAUAGUUUAUUAUUGUCAUGGAUGUUUGUGUUCAAGUAACAUUCUUAUCCUCCACAUCGCUUUCAUGUCACUUUACUGUCAACCUCAUCAUCAUCAACGCUAUCAUUACCCUUCUCAAUAUGCCUUACCAUCACCCUCAUCACCUCUAUCAUCACCACUCCCAUCAUAAUACUGAUCACCAAGACAUCAUCAAUAUCAUCGUCCGCAUCAUCACCACUACCAUCCUUUCUACCUUAUUCACUUCAACUGUCUAUCUCUUUAAUUAUUUCUUUGUUUCACAUAUUAACUAUGUAUUUUGCUUUUGAAUUGAAAAAGCCUAGUUUUUAAGGCUAUUUUAUGUUUUAAAAGCCUUUGCUUUAUUUCAGACGGGCUGGUCUAAUCUUUGUUUCACUAGCCUGUGUUAGAAUUAGCCGGUCUGAUCUUUGUUUCACUGGCCUGUGCUAGAGUCAGCCGGUCUGAUCUUUGUUUCACUGGCCUGUGUUAGAAUCAGCUGGUCUGAUCUUUGUUUCACUAGCCUGUGCUAGAAUCAGCUGGUCUGAUCUUUGUUUCUCUAGCCUGUGUUAGAAUUAGCCGGUCUGAUCUUUGUUUCACUGGCCAGUGCUAGAGUCAGCUGGUCUGAUCUUUGGUUCACUAGCCUAUGCUAGAGUCAGCUGGUCUGAUCUUUGUUUCAUGGGCCAACACUCAAGUUUUCUGGCCUAUUCAUGGUAGUUAAGACUACUAGUUAUGGGCAUGGUGUUAUUUGCCUAUUGUAAGCUGCUUAAUCAGUUAUCUAGCAGCUGUUUCUAAGGGACAUUAGUCCUCAGCUCUUGAGACUCCAACCAUUUCUUCAAGGAUAAUUAUGCUUUAAGUGUAUGUACUAUGCGAAUGUUAGUUUAGGCAUAACGUAAGAGAGAAUGGAAUUUUGGAGCUCUAAAGAGGUAGAGGAUAUGUACCAUUCCAUAUGUGUCCUUUCCUUCUGCAGUGAUGGUGCAUUUUAUGCAAUACACUGCAGUUUAAAAUUGUAGAAAAAUAAUUUGAUGUCACAGGCUAAGUCCACAAGCCAUCGAGUGGAAAAAUGAGAUAAAAAGAUGGACAUAUGAGAAUAAACCAAUGAUCUACCCAUGCUUAACGAUCCAGUGACUUUAACUCGUUGUCCAUUUGAUGUCACUAAAAGAGAUAUUUGAAGAAUUAAAGCACUGGAUCCCUCAGCGUGAGACCUCCUAUUCAAAUAGCCACACGGAUUUAGCCUGAAACAUACUUUCUUCUUGGAUGCUCAUAAUUCACCCAGAAUUCUUACAGGUAUUCACUAGUUCCAAAUGCAAGCCUUGGAACUAUAUCAAGAGCGAACCCAGGGGCCUGUGCAGGGAGCAUAUGCAUCCCAUCUUGGCCAUUAAAAAGUGGAUCACUUAUUGAUGUACUAAAGAGCAAACCCAGGGGCCUGUGCAUCCCAUCUUGGCCAUUAAAAAGUGGAUCACUUAUUGAUGUACUAAAGAGCAAACCCAGGGGCCUGUGCAUCCCAUCUUGGCCAUUAAAAAGUGGAUCACUUAUUGAUGUACUGUUGAAUACUGUCAAUCUUCGACUGCACACUUCACCUCAGGCAAUCCUUGGUACCCUCAUUAUAUAGCCUAGGCUCAGAAUUUGAAACCAGUGAGAACAUGAUCAUUUGAGCGUUUUAUGAACAGAUAUGAAGCUAUAGCAAAAAUUUACUAGAAAAAGCUAUUUACUUCUUCUAGCUCCUUGAAGACAAAUGUUUCUUUGGCAUCAGAAACAUAUAAUUGAGCUACAAAGUUAAAAUGUUGACCGCAGGUUGUUAAUGCUAAAUCAGAAGUUGAGUGAUCUCAUGUCAUGUAAAUAAAUCCCUUUGGUAUAUAAAGGAAUGUCAGACAGUAGAUAGCUUCUGAGUUUUGUCAUGCUUGUUUCAAGCUCAAUCGUGUGUUUCUGGCUGGAUGUUAUGACCUUUCACUACAAACAUGGAACUGAAUGGUUUUAAGCCUGUUUCUGCUGGCUAAAUAUUCUACAGAAAUAGGAAUUUAACUUGAUGCAGUUACACUGUCCUCUGCAAUUCAAUAGGCUGUUUCCUAUUUCUUUGUUUUCAAUUCUAGGAAUGUUUGUUUUGCAGGUCAUAUAUCACCUGAAUGCUCACCAGAUUCCUGGGGGCAGGUUUGGAAAAUAAACUUUGUUACCUAAUUAGAAUUUUAUCUACAUAUGUACAUUUGAAUACAAAUAAAUAGCCUGGCUUCAAUACAGCA
Nematostella vectensis (starlet sea anemone) is the source of this 6728-nucleotide messenger RNA. RefSeq lists its product as uncharacterized. The transcript is spliced from 5 exons. The record is from RefSeq and is a predicted model, not a curated record. Lineage: Eukaryota; Metazoa; Cnidaria; Anthozoa; Actiniaria; Edwardsiidae. Bases 2567 to 3184 code for a protein of 205 amino acids.